This is a messenger RNA of Argentina anserina (silverweed cinquefoil), 1023 nucleotides long. RefSeq names its product CASP-like protein 4D1. The transcript is spliced from 4 exons. Lineage: Eukaryota; Viridiplantae; Streptophyta; Magnoliopsida; Rosales; Rosaceae. The record is from RefSeq and is a predicted model, not a curated record. The coding region runs from base 521 to 994 and encodes 157 amino acids.
UUUCACUGACUACAUUCAGCUUGGCUUGUUGCUUUUGUUUUUUCUUCUGUGAUCUAGAGAGUACUGUGACAAAAACAUCUUCCACCACUGCUUCGUUCUUAGAAAGGGUAGUAAAUAAAGAACUAUCUUUAGACAAAGUGCCCACAUGCUCAAACCUAGGAGGAGCUCCACCUGUAGUCUUCUCAAAUGAAUUAGUGUGGUCUUCCUCUACCAUGUCAUUCCAACUUUGACUACCUUGUGGAGAAUUAAAAUGACAAUGUUGGAGCUGCUCUGAAUUGUUAUGGUUUUGAUUACUUCCAACAGUAGCAACAAACAAAGGAAAUUGCACUUCAUCUACCAAUGCUUUUGUAUCUUUCCUAGCAAGAGCAACAAAACUAUUCCCAUUGAUAGCUUAAGUAGGUUCAUUGACUACUAAGUCGGCAAUACGCUCAAGCUCUUUUUCCACCAUUUCAUUUAAUGUUUGGUCUGCAAAAUUAGCAAACGUCACGUCCGAAUUAACCUCUGGAGGUUGCUCAACCACAUGCUUAGCUUUCAAUCUUCAAAGUAUGUUAAUAUUGAGCUGAGAGUCUUCACCGCAGCUUUUCUCUUCAUGUCUCUGGUCAUCCAUGUCACCAAUGUUAGGUCAAAUUUUGUGAGCACUAAUAAGACACUUCACGUCUGUGAUCUCGUCGGGUACCGAUACAUGGCUGCUGCAGUUGUUAUUGGACUUGCCUAUUCGAUCUUGCAAACUGUAAUUGCAGUUAUCCGCAUCAAAGGAAACAUCUUGCUUGACUUCUACGGUGACAAGGUUGUAUCAACUAUAAUAGCUACAGGAGCUGUUGCAGGCUUUGUUAUGACCGGAGAACUUCAGAAGUACAUUGGGAAAGACUGGACUGAUUGCUAUCACACAUAUUUCAUAAUGUCUCACGCAGCAGAUGGACUUGCCUUCCUCGGAUUCGUCGGCGCUUUCAUAUCAUCGAUCAUCUCUUCAUAUGCACUACCUAAUAGAGUUUAGCAAGAUGAUUGUUAAUCAAAUUGAAGUGU